CAGGACUUCCAGUCUUUGUUCCUAAGACAGAAACUCAGAGCAGAGAAACAAGAAGAAUGACUGCUUCUCUGGUAUAUGUGCCACAGAACAUUUGCAGCAUUGUACUUAGACCCCAGGAUAUCAACUGAGAAGGGUCUGUUAACAUUCAGAGAUGUGGCUGUGGAGUUCUCAAUGGAGGAAUGGGAAUGUCUCAGCUAUUCUCAGAGGGCACUCUAUAGAGAUGUGAUGAUGGAGAAUUACAGUAAUCUAUUCUUUUUGGAGAAUUUUCUUCACUGUGAGAAGGUGUUGAAUCAAGGCACAAAGCAUAUUGUCCACAAGUGUGUAACUAUCCAAGAAAAGUCUUACAAAUGUAAUGAGCCUGUCAACAUGAUUCAUCAAUCCUCCCAAAGUACACCUUCCAGAACCAAACAGUGGAACCUAAACAGAAAAGAAAUUGGGAAGACUGGAGAUGAACCUUGCAAAUUUAAAGACUGUGCAAACUUUCUGAAUGUGUUUUCCAUCAUUAGUCAAAAUGCAAGAAUCCAUAUAGGAGGGAAAGACCCAAAUGCUACAGAGCAUGAAAAUCUGUUUAACUCAGAACAAAAAGUCAUGCUGAAACAAAGUGACAGUAGUGGAAUAAACCCACACAGUUGCAGGGAAUGUAGGAAAUGCUUCAACAUGUACUCAGGUGUCAGUAGACAUCAUAGAGCACAUACUAGAGGGAAAUCCUAUAAAUGUACACACUGUAGUGAAUCCUUUCUUCAUUUGUCACAGCUCAAACUACAUUACAAAAUUCAUUACAGACAAUAUCCUUGCAAAUGUGAUAAAUGCUUUUAUCAUAUAUCAGGCUUCGAAAGACAUUACAGGAUUCACCCUGGUGGGAAUACUUUCAAAUGCAGUGAUUGUGGAAAAUCCUUUAGCUAUAUGCAGAUUAGAAAACAUCGGAGAAGUCAUACAGGAGAGAAACCUUACAAAUGUAGUGAAUGUGAGAAAUACUUUCCCCAGAAAUACCAACUUACAAUUCAUCAGAGAAAUCACACAGGAAAGAGACCUUACCAAUGUGCUGAAUGUCGCAAAUCCUUUAUCCAAAAAUCUAGUCUUGUUAUUCAUCUGAGAAUACAUACAGGAGACAAACCUUAUAAAUGUAUUGAAUGUAACAAAUGCUUUACUGUGUUAAGCAGUCUUAGAAGUCAUCAGAGAAUUCAUGCAGGAGAGAAACCUUAUAAAUGUAGUACAUUUCAUCAGAGAAUUCAUACAGGAGAGAAACCUUACAAAUGUAGAGAAUGUGAGAAAUGCUUCAGAUGCUUUACCUGGAAAAGUCAUCUAAUAAUUCACCAGAGAAUUCAUACAGCAGAAAAACCUUACAAAUGUAAUGAAUGUGACAAAUGUUUUACCUUUAAAGACAGUCUUAGAAAACAUCAGAUAAUACAUAUAGAAGAAAACCUUACAAAUGAAAUUAAUAUGGAAAGUUCUUUAUCAGGAAAGAUUUUAUUAGAACUCAGCAGAGAAUCAUAA
Molecule: messenger RNA, 1494 nt
Organism: Mus pahari (shrew mouse)
Lineage: Eukaryota; Metazoa; Chordata; Mammalia; Rodentia; Muridae
Product: zinc finger protein 845-like
Exons: 6
Coding region: 76-1494 (472 amino acids)
Biological process (GO): negative regulation of transcription by RNA polymerase II
Molecular function (GO): DNA-binding transcription repressor activity, RNA polymerase II-specific
Source: RefSeq, a predicted model, not a curated record